GAUAGGAUCCAGGAGAGAAUCGCCCUGCAGGAAAAUGAAGUUUGCCUGCCUCUCCUUCCGACAACCUUACGCCGGGCUGGUUUUAAACGACGUCAAAACUAUCGAGAGCCGUUGGCGCCCGGUGCUGGCAAACCACCAGGGUGGGACGGUGGCCGUCCACAUCGCGUUUAGAGACUGGGAAGAUGACAGCUGGAGAGACCUCCUCUUGAACAGACUCGGGUGGACUUCGGCUCAGAUUGAAGAUUUGUUAGCGGAGGGGGAGAAGUUGGGUCGAGGGGUUAUCGCUGGUCUUAUUGACGUUGGAGAGACUUUUAAGUGCGCGGAUUGUUUGCCUCCCGAAGACAUUUUGCUGUUGGAAAACAAAGCCCUUCUCCGGGGUCUUGAAGGAAAAUAUUUGACGGUGAUUUCCAACCCCAGAUGGCUGCGGAGAUCCAUUCCUGCACGAGGACACAAGGACAUCUGGGAGGUGGACAUCCCAGAAGAUCUGAUCCCUUCUGUUGAAUCCCGUUGAACUUUUCUCUCAGGACUUGCUUUUCUGCUGGUGAUGGGAUUGAACGGAACAACUGUUCUCAGUUUCAGUCACGGCAAA
This is a messenger RNA of Protobothrops mucrosquamatus (brown spotted pit viper), 589 nucleotides long. Its product is annotated as protein CXorf40A-like. The transcript is spliced from 2 exons. NCBI's taxonomy places the organism in Eukaryota, Metazoa, Chordata, Lepidosauria, Squamata, Viperidae. The record is from RefSeq and is a predicted model, not a curated record. The coding region runs from base 35 to 511 and encodes 158 amino acids.